Folsomia candida is the source of this 1535-nucleotide messenger RNA. Its product is annotated as medium-chain specific acyl-CoA dehydrogenase, mitochondrial. Gene Ontology annotation, biological process: fatty acid beta-oxidation; medium-chain fatty acid catabolic process. Bases 139 to 1413 code for a protein of 424 amino acids. Lineage: Eukaryota; Metazoa; Arthropoda; Collembola; Entomobryomorpha; Isotomidae. Gene Ontology annotation, cellular component: mitochondrion. Gene Ontology annotation, molecular function: medium-chain fatty acyl-CoA dehydrogenase activity; flavin adenine dinucleotide binding. The transcript is spliced from 16 exons. The record is from RefSeq and is a predicted model, not a curated record.
CAUAUUUACAUAUGAUGAUAUACAUACUAUGAUGCAGAGGUGUUGAUGUCAAAUUAAACCUGCUGUUGUCAGUGCUGUCCAAAAAUUAUUUAUCUUAAGCCUGAACUUUUUUCCAAAUUGUUUGACUUGUUUCUCAAAAUGUUGAAAGGGAAAUCUGUUUUGUUAAAAUCAGCGCAACGACUCGUUUCCACCCAAGGCCCAGUUUUGAGCACGCCGUCUGCCCAAGCCGUACCGGCAUCAGACCCUGGCCUUAACUACACAUUCAAUGAAACGCAACGAGAACUGCAGCAAUUGCUUCGAAAGUUUACAAAGGAUGAAAUUAUUCCGAAAGCGAGUGAAUUCGAUAAGACUAUGGCCUUCCCCUGGGAAAUUCUUAAGAAGGCUUGGGGACUAGGUCUCACUACUACUUUUGUACCCGAGAAAUACGGAGGACAAGGGUUUGGAACUGUAGAAGGUUGCAUUGCUGCCGAAGAAUUUUCGUAUGGCUGUUCGGGAAUAUUGACAGCUAUCACAGGAUCGGGACUUGCCGCUGCUCCUGUUCUUCUGGGGGGAAACGAGGCGCAGAAGAAAAAGUUUGUUGGGCGACUUUGUGAAGAACCAAUUGUUGCUUCAUACUGUGUAACUGAGCCAGGUGCGGGGUCAGACGUUGCAGGGCUGAAAACUAGAGCAGAGAAAAAAGGGGACGAGUGGAUCCUUAAUGGACAAAAAAUGUGGAUCACCGGCGCUGGGGUUGCGAGUUGGUACUUUGUCCUUGCCAGGACUAACUCAGACCCCAAGGUCCCCACAAACAGAGCCUUCACUGGCUUUUUGGUGGAAGCAGGUACUCCAGGUCUUACUGUUGGACGCAAGGAAAUAAAUAUGGGCCAAAGAUGCUCAGACACUAGGGGAGUCACAUUUGAAGACGUUCGAGUGCCACAAGAAAAUGUUCUAGGAGAGACUGGAGCUGGUUUUAAAAUCGCGAUGGGGGCGUUCGAUAAAACCAGGCCCCCAGUUGCAGCCGGAGCUGUGGGUUUAGCACAAAGAGCACUGGAUGAGGCUACAAAAUACGCACUGGAACGGAAAACGUUUGGAACUGAAAUUAUAAACCAUCAGGCAGUAGCACAUCUGCUCGCAGAUAUGGCAAUUAACAUUGAAGUUUCGCGAUUGAUGAUGUAUCGCUCAGCUUGGGAAAUUGACCAAGGCAGACGAAAUACCUAUUUCGCAUCUAUCGCGAAAGCGAUCGCUGGGGAAACUGCUAACAAGGCAGCGGCAGAUGCUGUUCAGAUAUUUGGUGGAAAUGGUUUCAAUACGGAAUACCCUGUUGAGAAAUUGAUGCGUGAUGCCAAGAUCUUCCAAAUAUAUGAAGGAACCACUCAAAUUCAGAAACUUGUGAUCGCUCGUGAAUUGGUUGGACGUUUCAAGCAAAACAUGUAAUCCAAAAUACACAAUUUCAAAUGUUAAAAAGCCACAUAUUUUUAUUCACAAGUAAUCAAUAAUAUAAAAGUAUAAUCAUUCCGUAUCCUGAGAUUGAUGAUAUAAAUUGAAGUUUUUAUAAU